GGCCCCGGUGUGAAUCAGCUCCUGCCCCACCCCGCCUCUCCCCGCCAGGCUUUUCUGUCCUCCAGGAACCAGUGAAAUUCUAUCCCUCCACAGACUGCUGUGCUCCUUGGGAGACUUCCUGAAUGACCUUGGAGCAGAGUGAGGGUGCUGGUGAUGGGAGGUGCAGUGAUGCCAGCUCACUUCGCAGGGAUCUUACCAACCUGGUGACCUGGGCACACAGUCAUGGCACCAUUUGUAACCAAAUCCCAGCCUUGGACAUGGUGCAGAGCACAGGUCAGCCUAGCAGGGACAAUUCUCUUCUGUGGAUAUGUGGAGCUGGACAUGCCUACCACUGGCACUGUGGAAAAUUAGACCUCAGAAGCAGAGCAGAGAAUGAAGCUGUAGAAAAGAGAAAGAGGUUGGUAUCAUCUGAGGCUUCACCAAGGAAGGAUAAUUCAGAUGAAAAGAGGAAGAGGAUGACCAAAUCCUCUGAGAGGUCUAAAGCAGACACAGGAUCACAUGGCAGAUCCUCAGGGGUCACCCAGCAGAAAGACAGAGUCUACAUAAUGCACAGUGACCCCAGAGAACACCAACAGAACAGCAGAGCCAUGAAAUCAUGUCCUGCAGCAGAGCAGCAUUUGUCAGUGUCUGGUGGUGAAGUCAAAGCUGACAGACACCAGGUGAAGAGAGAAAUGGAUGAAGAUCUCCUCGUCAUCUCUGAUGAAGAGCAGUGCACACCAGAUGAAGGUGACCAAGGAGACAGGCUCCACCAGAAUCUUCUGUCAGAAUCACUCACUGCAGCUGCUGAGGAGGAUUUGCAGACACAGCACAGUGAGAAGAUGGCAUUUAACAAGCCAACAGCCACUCAGGCAUCUGGCUUUGCCCCCAUAGGAAAGCCACCCCUAACUCUUUCCUGGGGGAUUCCAGAAUCCCCCAUCAGCCAUCACGAGAGCCUGGACAGCAGCUUUUUGAAGUUAAAUCCUGCUGAGUCCAUAACAGAAACUUCUAGAGGAAGAAAUUCCUUUGGCUCAGCAAUACCCAAACAACAUCCAAAAUCUGUCCCUGCCUUCAGCAUUGAGCCAAAGGCCCAACUUGAGUCAUCCACCCCUGUGACUUUCUUUGAAUUGGAAGCCAGUGUAGAUGACCAGCUGCAACUCCAGCUGAGCCCUCCUGAUCAUGGCACAACAGGAAUGGGCUUUGGUGGGAAUGUUACUGAAAGUUCCCUUGAGGAGAGAGAACUGUCAAGGUCUGGGCGUCCUUCAGCCUCCCCAAGUCCAGAGAGUGAGAACACAGACCAUCCAUCUGCACCCUCAAACCAAUAUGUGUUGAAGAAGUGGGAGAAAAAGAAAACUCGUAACCCUGGUGAUAUAAAGGUUUUAAAAGACUGGCUGGUUUUACACUACCCCACUGAGACACGGGAGAUCUACGAGCUGCCACCUGAAGACCUGGAUCAUUACCUGGCCUCCUUCUACAGCUCUGCAAAGAGACAGGAUGGCAGGGAGUUCUCUGCCACUUCUUUUCACUUCUUUCAGGGCAACAUAGAGCGGUACCUCAAGGGUCACAAUUAUGAGUACAGUGUGAUUAGAGGCUUGGAGUUCAGAGGGUCCCAGGAAGCUCUGAAAUCAAAGCAUCACCAGCUAGCUCAAAAAGAGAGAGAGGAAGAGUGGAGUGUUUUGGAGAACUUGACGGAUGAAGAUGUGGCAAAUCUCCGUAAGAGUGGGCUUUUGAGCAGGAGUAACCCUCAGGGCUUUUUGCACCUCAUUUUCAUAAAUACAGUUAGGGGGUUUGGGGCAAGGACACACAGUCAGAGCCACAGUCUGUACUGGGGGCAGCUGGUGCUGAAAGAGACCGAGGAAGAGCUGGAGUACUUGGAGUGGGUGGAUGAUUUCAGAGCUGCGGGAAGCACAGGGGCAGCAGGUCCACGGCUCUUUGCCCAGCCUGACAGCCCAGAGACCUGCCCAGUGGAGGACUACAAGGAGUACAGCAAGAGGAGGCCACCAGACACCCUGAACGACUGCCAACCCCUGUACCUGGCUCCCAGACCUCAGUUCUCCAUGUGGGACCAGGUGUGGUUCUGCCGAAAGUCACUGGCCAAAGCCAAAUUAGAAAAGAUGCUGAAAGUUAUCAUCCAGCAACUCAAAAUACACGUGAAGAAUUCCAAGCAGUAAAGGGAUCCGUGUCAUUCCUGCUGCACCACGUUUUGUUAGGAGUGUGUUUCAGAGCAGGCUUUGAAAGGUUUUCAUGGCAAUAGGACAGGUUGAGAGCAUUCUCUUAGGUUACACCUCAGAAGGUUUGCACCACCUUAGCCUUCAGGUGAACUGCAAAACUUUUCUUGUUCUUUCUGUUAGUGGAAUUGAUCGUUGAGCAAGUUAAAUAAAUAUGAGAAUCCUAGGUUUCACAUUUUUAAAACAAGUUAAUAUUCUAUUAUUAAAGACAUGAUAAAAUAGAUAAUGCUAUCAGAGAGAGGGCUUGGCAGCUGGAUGGCUGCACUUGUUUAGAGAGCUGACACCUGUGAAUAG
Calypte anna (Anna's hummingbird) is the source of this 2498-nucleotide messenger RNA. RefSeq lists its product as uncharacterized. The transcript has 4 exons. NCBI's taxonomy places the organism in Eukaryota, Metazoa, Chordata, Aves, Apodiformes, Trochilidae. The coding region runs from base 123 to 2147 and encodes 674 amino acids. The record is from RefSeq and is a predicted model, not a curated record.